AUGGUCGGGCCUUCGCCGUCGGCCGCCGCCCGCCCAUCCACGGCCAAGCCUCCGCCGCCGCUCCACGGCCAAGCCUCUGCCGCCGUUUGCCGCCUCCACGGCCGGGCCUCUGCCGCCUUCCGUCACCCGCCCAUCCUCGCCCUCCUCCGCCGCCGCUCCACGGCCGGGGCUCCAUCCUCCGCUGCCGCCCGCCCAUCCUCUGCCGCCGGCCGCCGUCCGCCUCCAGCCGGUCCUCUUCUCCGCCGCCGCGAGCGUGAGCAGCCCCCCUCCGCCCCUGGCCGUUGCCGGUGCGCGUCGGCUCUGCCUCCCCACAACGUGCGUCCGCUACACGCUUCCCACGACACGCAAGGGGAUCUCUUUCUGCAACGAAUCCCUCACCAAUUUGAGCGUCGAGGACAGGCAUAUCCUUUCCCUGAAUAUGGCCUACGUACAGAGGUGAAAGCUUUAUCAAUUAAUAGGAAGUUUGUGAUUGGAUGGAUGCUCCCAACAACCAGUUCUUCCAAGGACAUCCCCGUGGCUCCGCGACACUCUUUCAGAUUUUGCUAAUGGUCAUAGCUCCAAAUUUCAUCUUGGUAAAUUCAUGUGCUUAACUUUUCUUUUAGGUAAGCUAAGUUUCUCUUCCCGGGGUUUAUAUUGCCUGGACGUUAAUUUUUCUAUUGCCUCAUCUUGGGUCAUACUUUGUGAUACAACCAUCUAUUUUUAUGUGCCUUGGCUUUAUUAUUAUUUAUUUUGAGUUCACUCAACAUAUCAUAAUCUUUUUUUGCUUUAUCCGCAUUUUAGUUCAACAUGCCAUCUUGCAGACAUGGCUACUAUAUCUGUUUGUUUCAAGCAUCAGCGGCAUCCAUGGGCUUGACAACAAUCUGAAGCGAGUAAUUGGUGGUGAGAGAUUUCUGAAUAAUGUAACCUGAAUAAGGAUGCUAUCGUGCUAUUCAUCUAUGUAUGCUGCUAUUGUAGGAACACAAUUUCUGAAUAACCAAAUUGGCACAUUUUCAGAUCAA
Messenger RNA from Triticum aestivum (bread wheat), 998 nucleotides. RefSeq lists its product as uncharacterized. Lineage: Eukaryota; Viridiplantae; Streptophyta; Magnoliopsida; Poales; Poaceae. The record is from RefSeq and is a predicted model, not a curated record. Bases 1 to 546 code for a protein of 181 amino acids. The transcript is spliced from 3 exons.